CACCAAACUCGUACUCACUGGCGUCAGCUUCCUAAGCUUCUUUGCAGCAUGGUCACUGAAACCUGUAGAAAAUAUUCAGGAAACUAAAGGUCAAGACUUUCUGGAAAAUGGAAAGCCUUUGUUAAUCUUAAAGGAAGAAGAAAAACGAAUAGACACAAAAGAAAUGACAAAUCAAAAUGACACGCAUAGACAAACCCAAAUAUUCGCAUUGCUUAAAUCCCCGAAAUUCAUCAAUAUCGUAUUAGGUACGGCGUUGGGCUUCGCCUGCGAUAACCUAUUUGUAGGAGUCAUUCGAUUGACUCUCAAUAAUUUGAAAUUUAGCGAUUACGAAAUAGCCAGAAUGAGCAUGGUGCAUUUUGGCUGCGAUCUAAUCGCAAGAAUAAUCUACGCCAUUGCAAGUGCCUAUUGCUCCAUCAGAAAUAGAUACGUCUUUUACGUUGGAACAUUGAUUACCGUUAUAUUUAGAAUCGCGUUUGUAUUGCGAGACGAUUACAUGUGGAGGGUCAUGACUUUAUCGAUUCUGGGAUUUGCUAGAUGUUGUAUACAAACACCAUUUUCUUUAGUAAUAGCGGAAGAAUAUCGUAACGAUUACCCUACGGCUAUAUCUUUAUUCUUCGUGUUCAGCGGGGUGGUUUCUUUACUUCUGGGACAGAUUACAAAUUUUGUAAAAAUCGCUACAAACAGUGAUGCAAUGUUCCUGCAGGUUUUUACUGGUGCUAUGUCUAUAACUGUGAUUACAUGGGGAGCCGAAUUUGUUUACAGUAUGAUAAGGAAAAGAUAAAUUUAAUAUCAUUCAUUUAUUAUUAGCUAGGAUAUUAAUAUAUUCCAGUUUUGUUUUUACGUGUAGAAUUAAUUUUUGUUGAGCCUUUUGGAAGGGUCACACUAAUUACGAGAGACACUUGAUCCUCUGGCAGAAGGAUAUUUCGCAGAAACUUUAAUUUCUGGCGGGUACGCGAUGCCUUAAUAAAUAAAGGAGCCUUAAUUCUCGCCAUUAAGUUACAACAAUUCUCCUGGCAAACAUAAUUACUUAUGCAGACGGAUCACGUUAAGGAUAAAGGCGGCUACAAACUCGCUAUUAAAUAACUCAAAAGCAGCUAGUGUAGGGGACCCGCGAUUUCGGCCAACUCCCCCGAAAGCCCAUUAAGAGCACAAUUAUUUCAGAUUAAUAAACCCACAUCCAUCAAUAAUGGACUAAUUAAAGGGUCGAAAUUUAAGCAAUAUUUUAACGCGCAAAUCCGAACUGAAAUUGUUCAAAAUUUAAGGUAAUUAUUUCUUUUCAACAAUGUUAUUGUACCCGACGAGUUACGAAGUAGUUUUGACCAGCAAUAGUGGAAGUACUAGGUAGAUGAAAUUACGCGAAUAUCCGUUACAAAGACCGAAAUUCCUCUGAUGUUUCUCUUUGCGUCGAACGUAACUGUAAAAUAUUUUGCCCUCUCAAAGUUUUAGACACAUACGCCCGUAAUAAGACUAUUAAAGCCAGCGAAUGGCGUGACCUGAUGAAAAUGUACGAAUGUUUUGGCUGGUACAAAAUGAAGUUAGGUUUUUAAUGUUAAUACCUUUUGUGUGUAGACUUCUAUUUUUUGCCAUGAAAUAUUUUAAUACUUUGCGUCAACUUUAUUGUUAUUUUCGGUUUUAUGUAGGUAGGAUAUAUGGGAAGAAUUAGGAAUUGUAUAUUGUUCUAUACAAUCCUUUGAAAGCUUCAUUUUUAGUGAGUAGCAAAGUUAUGUCAAAAAUAUGGAUGAUAGAAAAUGUUAAGAAGCAGAAUUAAAUCAUUCAAAAAAUAUAUAUUGUCAAAAUUCAACAUUUGUAUAUGUAUUAAAUUAUUAUUAUUUUCUUUUCCACAUGUUAGAAAUGAAAAUUUGAGCUCUAAAUAAUUCAGAGUCAAAAGUUUUCUCAGAAAUUUCAGUGUGUACUCUUUAAAGGCCCAAAAUUGUACGCUAAAUUUUUUACUCACACUGUUAAAUACAAUUUCAGAUGAUAAAGGAAUUUGAUUACUAAUUAUAGAGAGCCCCUGAAUACGUCCCCCGUUUAGAAACGUGAAACAGGUACCUCUAAUUUUUAAUUUGUUCUUGUCAUUUUGCCAUUUUACAAUUUUAGAAAAUUCUUAGAUUUUGUAAACUCUAUAAAAGUUCGGCAACACUGCCUAUUUGUGACGUUGUAAAUCAUAGGUGACGUGCAUUGAUAUUUGUUUUGCACCAACUGUA
Phyllotreta striolata is the source of this 2204-nucleotide messenger RNA. Lineage: Eukaryota; Metazoa; Arthropoda; Insecta; Coleoptera; Chrysomelidae. The record is from the annotation of a GenBank genome assembly.